AUGAAGGGGCACCUUAAACCUUUAUUACUGACCUUGAUGAUUGAAGGUCACGAAGUAAAUAAAGUGUUGAUUGAUGGAGGUGCAGUUGUGAAUAUCUUGCCCAGGACAAUGCUGAAGAGGUUUGGGAAGUCCAUGGAUGAUUUGAAGCCUCAUAAUAUAUUGAUUUCAGAUUAUGCAGGAAAGUCUUCACACCCUGAAGGCAUGAUUUUACUCGAUGUUCAGAUUGGAAGUGUGAAAAGGACUACCAUGUUCAUAGUAACCCCCUCGAAGGCUAACUUCAAUGUGCUAUUGGGGCACGAAUGGAUUCACGGGGUAGGAGCUGUCCCUUCCAAGGUGCACCAAAAGAUUUUCUUUUGGAGUGAUGAUGAAGGGCUGGAAGUUCUCGAGGCUGACUAG
Molecule: messenger RNA, 396 nt
Organism: Cajanus cajan (pigeon pea)
Lineage: Eukaryota; Viridiplantae; Streptophyta; Magnoliopsida; Fabales; Fabaceae
Source: RefSeq, a predicted model, not a curated record